This is a messenger RNA of Drosophila obscura, 1367 nucleotides long. It is a transcript of the gene ics, whose product is annotated as ras suppressor protein 1. Lineage: Eukaryota; Metazoa; Arthropoda; Insecta; Diptera; Drosophilidae. Gene Ontology annotation, molecular function: protein binding. The transcript is spliced from 4 exons. The coding region runs from base 369 to 1217 and encodes 282 amino acids. The record is from RefSeq and is a predicted model, not a curated record.
CAACUAAUUCUGCAUCUUGGCUAUUUUUGUGAUUCGAUUUUUAGAACGGCACGCUAUUAGAAACACAUUAGAAUAAAGCCACUGCCCCAAUUUUUAAUAGGGUAAAAUCAUAUAAUCAAACAAAAUUAAAGUAGAUGCAGGUGAAAAGCGAUAUAUUUCAGUGUAAAACUUAUUUUCCCAUCAUAAACUAGGUCAAGUUCAUUUUUGUAUAUCAAAGUGAUGGAAAACUGCUGAAAAACUGUUCGCAGAGAAACAUAUGCAGGCGAAAAUUGCAGUUACCACAGUUGCGAGAGCACCAUCUCAUAUACAGUUGGGCAGCCAUUGGUCUGGCAUCUUUUUUGAACACAUAGAACAGCAGCAACAACAAAAUGAGUCAGUGUCUGCCUGUAAACGCGAAGAUGUCGAAAGCAAAGAAAGUAUUGGAUGAAGCCAGGGAAACGCAAAACCGGGAACUGGACCUGGUGGAGAAGGGUCUCACUUCCUUCGAGGAGCUGCCCGGACUGUUCAACAUGUCUAAUAUCACCCGACUCACGCUGUCGCACAAUAAGAUCAGUGUGAUCAGUCCGGGAAUCGCGAAUUUGCUCAAUUUGGAAAUUCUCAACCUGUCGAACAACCAGCUAGCCGAGCUGCCAGUUUCGCUAUCGUCCAUGCCAAAGCUGCGCAUCCUGAAUGUGUCCAUUAAUCGGCUGGUGAACCUACCGCGUGGGUUUGGCGCCUUUCCCGUGCUGGAGGUUCUCGAUCUGUCGUACAACAAUCUGAGCGAGCAAGUGCUGCCCGGCAACUUCUUUGGCAUGGAGACGCUGCGCGCCCUGUAUCUGGGCGACAACGACUUUGAGUAUAUACCCAAAGAGCUGGGCCAACUAAAGAAUCUGCAGAUACUUGGACUGCGCGACAACGACCUUUUGGAACUGCCGCGGGAGAUUGGCGAGUUGGCUCGUCUGCGGGAGCUGCACAUCCAAAACAACAGGCUGCAGGUACUUCCGCCCGAGGUGGCUCAGCUGGAUCUGCUGAGCAACAAGUCGGUAAUGAAAAUGGAGGAGAAUCCCUGGGUGAAUCCCAUUGCCGAGCAAUAUCUGUUGGGCAUCAGUCACGUGAUUGAUUACCUCAAAACGGAGACCUACAAAAUCAUCUACAAUCGCCACAUGCAGGCCGGACGCAGCGGACCACCUCCACCGAAGGCCGACAAGAGCAAGAAGGCCUCUCGAAUACGCGCAUAAGUUGGUGGGAGCCACUGAUAGCUUCGGUCAGCAGAGGCCUCAACUCAAUUUUGUUCGUCUCGUUUGUAGUUAACCAAAACCGUUUUUUGUAUACUAAUUUUUAAGUAUUUGUAACUUAUUGUCUUACUGCUAACAAAAAAUAAAAAUGAU